AUGUCUGCGGAUCACGGCAAGAUGAAUGGCUUGCAUGGACCGAAGCACAAGCGUGGAGAUCUUGACCGUGAGUUGAACCGUUUCGCGGGCACGCGUCUCGAAGACCUCGCUGGAGAGAUCCCCAGUCUCUGCAAGGAUCAGCACGGCUGCCGGUACUUGCAGAAGAAGCUCGAAGAGGGCAUCCCCGAGCACCGUGACAUGAUCUUCCGCGAAACCUUCGGCCACUUUGCGGACCUCAUGACGGAUCCGUUUGGUAACUACUUGUGCCAGAAGCUUCUGGAAUUUGCCAACGAUGAGCAACGCAACCUCAUUUGUGAAUCUGUUGCACUUGACCUUGUCGGAAUCUCGCUCAAUAUGCACGGGACUCGCGCUGUGCAGAAAAUGAUUGAUUAUUUAUCAACCCCACGCCAGGCGCGUGUGUCAUGCUCAUCCAUCCUGCAGAUUCAUGCGAUCAUCAUUGCCCUCAGCAUGAAUGUCGUGACCCUAAUUAAGGAUCUUAACGGCAACCAUGUCAUCCAAAAGUGUCUGAACCGCCUCGCGCCUGAGGAUAAUCAGUUUAUUUAUAAUGCCGUCGCUGCACACUGUGUCGAGGUAGCCACUCACCGCCACGGCUGCUGCGUCCUCCAACGCUGCAUCGACCAUGCCUCGGAAGCGCAGCGCAUGCAGCUCGUCAACGAGAUCACGUACAACGCGCUUACCCUCGUCCAGGAUCCCUAUGGCAAUUAUGUUGUACAAUAUAUUUUGGACCUGAAUGAUAAUAGGUUUAGCGACGCUGUCAUCAGACAAUUCGUUGGUAACGUGAUCCCACUCUCGAUGCAAAAGUUUAGCUCCAACGUGAUUGAGAAGUGUAUCCGUGUCGCGGAGCCCUCCACGCGCAAGCUGCUUGUCGAGGAGUUCCUCAGCCGUGCAAAGCUGGAGAAGUUAUUGCGUGACUCUUUCGGCAACUACUGCGUGCAGACCGCCCUCGAUUAUGCAGAUCCUGCUCAACGUCUUUCGCUGGUCGAGGGCAUUCGCCCCAUCUUGCCACUCAUUCGUAAUACCCCAUAUGGCAAGAGAAUCCAAAGCAAGCUGCAGCGCGAGCAGAUGGAAGGCCUUGGUGGCCAAUUUGGCGGGUAUCAUCAUCCUGCGCAGCAGGCUCUGGUCAAUCUCGCAAUGGCCAAUGGGCUCAACCCCCAGAUACAACAGGCCCCGCAGUCUCACGGACUCGUCCAACGGGGUCUACAUCACGCUGCAUCCAUGAGUGAACUCUAUAACGGGCCCUCGCCCAUGGGCUACCCCCUCGGCCAGCCUGGAUUGCCGCCACAGCGCCAGCAGCAGCAGUUGUUGCAUGGCCAGCAGCUGUCGGCUCCUGGUCUGGACCAGUACGGUUCGCACUUGCAAACCAGCCCCAGCGGCUCCCUCCUUGGCGGUCCCCAGGGUGCUGGCGGGUAUGGUCCAGCGAACGGAUACUCUAUGAACCAUGGCUAUGGCGCGCCCGGCGGCAACCUAGGCCUUCCUGCUGCCGAACCUGUCUACGCGCAACACGGUGGUUACAAUUACAUGUAA
Molecule: messenger RNA, 1545 nt
Organism: Dacryopinax primogenitus
Lineage: Eukaryota; Fungi; Basidiomycota; Dacrymycetes; Dacrymycetales; Dacrymycetaceae
Product: ARM repeat-containing protein
Exons: 6
Coding region: 1-1545 (514 amino acids)
Biological process (GO): post-transcriptional regulation of gene expression
Cellular component (GO): cytoplasm
Molecular function (GO): mRNA binding
Source: RefSeq, a predicted model, not a curated record